Messenger RNA from Sorex araneus (European shrew), 1720 nucleotides. RefSeq names its product dynein cytoplasmic 1 light intermediate chain 1 (gene DYNC1LI1). Bases 109 to 1683 code for a protein of 524 amino acids. The record is from RefSeq and is a predicted model, not a curated record. Gene Ontology annotation, biological process: microtubule-based movement; microtubule cytoskeleton organization. Gene Ontology annotation, cellular component: centrosome; cytoplasmic dynein complex. The transcript has 13 exons. Gene Ontology annotation, molecular function: dynein heavy chain binding. NCBI's taxonomy places the organism in Eukaryota, Metazoa, Chordata, Mammalia, Eulipotyphla, Soricidae.
CUCAGCGCUCCAUAUCCGGGUUCCCGCCGCCGCCGCCGCCGCUGCCGCCGCCGCCGCCGCCGCCUUGCUCAUUCAGCUGGGUCGGGAGUGGCGAGAUUCCCGACCAAGAUGGCGGCCGUAGGGCGAGUCGGCUCCUUCGGUUCCUCCCCGCCGGGAUUAGCGUCCACGUACUCGGGCGGCCCCUUAGCCCACGAGCUAGCGGCGGGCAACGGCGGCGCCGCCCCGGCCGACGACGAGGACGGGCAGAACCUUUGGUCCUGCAUCCUCAGCGAGGUGUCCACCCGCUCGCGCUCCAAGCUCCCCGCGGGGAAGAACGUGCUGCUGCUGGGCGAAGAUGGAGCUGGGAAAACAAGCUUAAUAAGAAAAAUUCAGGGAAUCGAGGAGUACAAGAAAGGACGAGGAUUGGAGUAUUUAUACUUGAAUGUUCAUGAUGAGGACAGAGAGGAUCAAACCAGAUGUAACGUGUGGAUCCUGGAUGGAGACCUGUACCACAAAGGCCUCCUUAAGUUUUCUCUGGAGGCCGUUUCACUGAAGGACACUCUGGUCACGCUGGUUGUUGACAUGUCGAAGCCUUGGACUGCUUUAGAUUCGUUACAGAAAUGGGCAAGUGUCGUUCGAGAGCAUAUUGACAAGCUGAAAAUCCCUCCCGAAGAAAUGAAAGAAAUGGAACAAAAGCUGAUUAGAGACUUCCAAGAAUAUGUAGAGCCAGGAGAAGAUUUCCCAGUGUCUCCCCAGAGAAGAAACACCAUGUCACAGGAAGACAAAAACGACAGUGUGGUCUUACCCCUGGGUGCGGACACUCUUACCCAUAACUUGGGCAUCCCAGUGCUAGUAGUUUGCACGAAGUGUGAUGCAAUUAGUAUAUUGGAGAAAGAACAUGACUACAGAGAUGAACACUUUGAUUUUAUUCAGUCACACAUCCGGAAGUUCUGUUUACAGUAUGGUGCGGCACUUAUUUACACUUCGGUAAAAGAAAAUAAAAAUAUAGAUUUGGUAUAUAAAUACAUCGUCCAAAAACUAUAUGGAUUUCCCUAUAAGAUUCCUGCUGUGGUGGUGGAAAAAGAUGCAGUAUUUAUUCCUGCAGGGUGGGAUAACGAUAAGAAAAUAGGAAUAUUACAUGAAAAUUUUCAAACGUUAAAAGCAGAAGAUAAUUUUGAAGACAUUAUAACUAAACCACCAGUUCGAAAGUUUGUGCAUGAGAAGGAGAUUGUGGCAGAAGAUGACCAGGUGUUUCUCAUGAAGCUACAGUCCCUUUUGGCAAAGCAACCACCAACUGCAGCUGGAAGACCCGUGGAUGCCUCCCCCAGAGUUCCCGGAGGCUCUCCUCGCACACCCAACAGAUCCGUGUCUUCCAACGUCGCUAGUGUGUCGCCCAUCCCUGCUGGGUCCAAAAAGAUCGACCCGAACAUGAAAGCGGGAGCUACGAGUGAAGGCGUGCUGGCCAAUUUCUUCAACAGUCUGCUGAGUAAGAAGACCGGCUCUCCAGGAGGCCCUGGCGUUGGCGGCGGGAGCCCUGCAGGGGGCGCUGGAGGUUCAGGCAGUGGUUUACCUCCCUCUGCCAAAAAGUCAGGCCAGAAGCCUGUCGUAGCUGACGUUCAUGCUGAACUGGACAGAAUCGCACGGAAACCGGUGGCAGUUUCUCCUACAACACCCACAUCUCCUACGGAAGGAGAGGCUUCUUGAAGAUACCAAAUAAAGCCAUUUAUUCAGUUUUCUGGGA